GGACUCAACAAGGCUUGUGUUUUUGUGAAUUGUGAUUAUGCUUUUCGGUUUCCGACAGGCUGUUCCAAAAAUGGUUUUUUUCAAACCAGGAGAAAUGAACUCAAUCCCUUAAAUCCCCAAACUAUCCUUUCAUCUUGUCCAAAAGUUACAACAAUCCACAUAUAAACCCCGUAAUUAUUCCCAUUUCCAAAUGUUAAAACCGUAAAACCACACAGAAAUCCCCACCCCCACUACCUUGCCCUUUCAAAGAUUCAACUCAAACACAGACAAACACAUUCAAAUUUUCUCUCUCCUCAAAAUUCAGAUCUGCGACACAAACCCUAACAAAAAAAAUUGAUCCCCAAAUCAGCAAUGGGGGAUUUCAAUCUAGCAUUGCUGCUCGUCGCGAUAAUCGUUACGGUGUUAGUCUUCGUCUUCAAUGUAUACCUUCUGAUCAACUACCAGCAUCCUGAUGACGUCAACCAGGCUUACUUUCCUAAAUUCGUCGUCGUUUUGGGUCUUUCUGUCGCCGUUAUCUCCAUCCUUAUGCUCCCCGCUGACGUCGCGAAUCGUCACGCUUGCCGCCACGCUCUGUAUAAUGGCGCUUGUCAUUUGACGUUGCCGAUGAAGCAGCUUUGGCUUGCUAUUUACAUUAUCGACGCUAUACUUGUCUUCUUUGUUAUUCCCUUUGCUAUGUUUUACUAUGAGGGAGACCAGGACAAGAGUGUCGGGAAGCGGGUUAAAAGCGCGGCAAUCUAUGUGGGUGUUACAGCGGUCGUUUGCGGUCUUACAUUAGGCAUUCUAUAUGGGUUGGUUGGUAAGGUUGACUUUACUGUCCGGCAUCUUUCCUCUAGCUCAACUUCAUUUCCCAGUUCGUGGAACGGCUUUUCUACUAGUGGCUCUCCAUGUAUUGGUAAUUCACGACAGUGUUCUGCAUAUACAGCUAGCCCUUCGUCAGAGACCACAUGGACUAUGCGAACAACCUUCCCAGAAUACGUUGUUGCUCUUGCAACCGUUGCAGGAUCUAUUCUUUUCACGAUAUUGGGCGGUACUGGCAUUGCUUGUCUACCUUUGGGGCUCAUAUUUGCGUUCUUCAGGCGCCCAAAAGCUGUUAUAACUCGCUCACAGUAUAUUAAGGAAGCUACCGAGCUUGGUAAAAAGGCAAAAGAAUUGAAGAAAACUGCCGAUUCCCUUCAUCAGGAGGAAAGAAGUGGCAGCAAGGGAAGAAAAUGGCGUAAAAAUGUGAAAGCAGUUGAGAAGGAGUUGCUAUUACUGGAAGAAGAUAUGAACUCUUUGGAAGAGAUGUAUCCUCAAGGGGACAAGGCUGAGACUGCAUGGGCUUUUACUGUACUGGGAUACUUGGCGAAGCUCAUAUUGGGAAUCUUAGGGUUGAUUGUUUCAGUGGCUUGGAUUGCACAUAUUUUUAUAUAUCUGAUAAUCCGGCCUCCACUAUCUCCUUUCUUGAAUUAUAUCUUCGUCAAGUUGGACGAUGUUUGGGGGCUGCUUGGUACUGUAGCAUUUGCAUUUUUCUGCUUCUAUCUUCUUGUGGCAGUUGUUGCUGGAGCAACUAUGCUUGGUCUAAAAUUAGUUUUCAUCACCAUCCAUCCCAUGAAGUGGGGAGCCACUCUCAUGAAUUCCUUCCUGUUCAAUGUCGGUUUAAUUCUUCUUUGCUCUAUCAGUGUGAUCCAAUUCUGCGCCACUGCAUUUGCAUAUUAUGCCCAAGCAACUGCUGCUGGUGAAAUAUUUGGCCACACCUUGCAGUCUCUUCGUGGCAUUAAAUAUUUAUACAAGUAUAACGUGUUUCAAAUCGCUUUUGUUUCAUUAGCUAUAUUGACAUUCCUCUACUAUGCGGCCUUUGGUUGGCGGAGAAAGAAGCCUUCUGGCAGGAUACAGAUUUCCUCUUGAUCAUGUAUUUGGAUGUAAAAUCAGCCACGUGAAGUUGUUAAAGUUGCAAGUGACUUAGUUUGGUCGUAUUCUGGAUUGCUUUGGCGUAGGUGUCGUGUCAUUAUACUCGGAAUCUGGUUGUGGAUUGAGCAAGUUGAAGAGUGAUGCUGCAUUACGGCCAACUAUAUUUACUUUAAUAUUCUCAUUGUAUGUAUUUGUCUUGUUUGAGUUGUGUAAAACCAAGUGUAGGACUUAUAGAGAGAUUUUUUUGGGCACAGGGGGGAGGGCGAGGGGGGAGUGGGUACGAGCAUCAUGCUGUUGUAAUAUAAUUAUCGGGGAGAGUGUAUGAUCAACUAGGUGCAUUGUGACUGUCAAUCCUUUUAGAUUCAUUUGUUCUAUGAUUUCAUUCAUUUGUUCUAAUUUUAUCCAUUACAUUCUAAUGUUAUCUAACAAAUUUCGAGUUA
Messenger RNA from Spinacia oleracea (spinach), 2327 nucleotides. Its product is annotated as LIMR family protein At3g08930. NCBI's taxonomy places the organism in Eukaryota, Viridiplantae, Streptophyta, Magnoliopsida, Caryophyllales, Amaranthaceae. The coding region runs from base 352 to 1884 and encodes 510 amino acids. The record is from RefSeq and is a predicted model, not a curated record. The transcript is spliced from 14 exons.